AUGUUUCAGGAAUCUGCGACAUACUCCCUUUUCCUGUUCCUUUUUCUGGGUCAUGGAGUGGCAAUUCACAGAAUUCCAAGUUUCAGGCAGGAUUUGCAUCCAUUAUUGCAAAAAAUGGCGGAAGAAAUAAUAGAUGGAAGCUAUCUGAAUGCAUUACUGGACCUCAUACAGUUCCGAAGCUCCCACGAGUGGACGUCAGACCUGUCCCACAGAAUCUUGGCCUAUCUGAAUUCACGGAGUGUUUCCUUCACCAUCCCUAGCCUGCAGGCAGCCAUGGAAAACCACCUGGAACAGUGUCUGUACCGGCCCCAGAAGCUGCUGGAGGACCUGAGGAAAACGGAUGCUCUGCAGCUCCACACUGUUUUGAAAGGCCUCUUAGAAGAUAAGAAGGAGCGCCUGGAUCUGCAAGAUAUCGUCAUUGACCUGGGAGAGAUUCGAGAACAAGCCUUACGGAGCCCUGGUGUCAAUCGCAGCCUGUUUCUCAUCACUCUGGAGAGGUGUUUCCAAGUGUUGAACUCCCUGGAGUGUGUGGAGAUCCUGGGCAGGUUGCUGAGGGGGUCCUCAGGCAGCUUUCUCCAGCCAGACAUCACGGAGAGGCUCCCUCGGGACCUGCGUGAGGAUGCCUUUAAAAACCUCUCUGCAGUGUUCAGAGACCUCUACGACCAGACCUCAGCUCACGCCCAGAGAGCUCUCUACUCCUGGAUGGCUGGGAUUCUGCAGACAUCCUUCAACACCACUGAUGACUCUGUUUCAUGGGUCAGUGCAGAAAACUUAUGGAUUUUGGGCAGAUAUAUGGUUCAUCUAUCAUUCGAAGAAAUUAUGAAACUCAGUCCUAUAGAAAUUGGGCUGUUUAUCAGCUACGACAACGCCACCAAGCAGCUAGACACGGUCUAUGACAUCACACCCGAACUGGCGCAGGCGUUCCUGGAGAGGAUCCGCUCCUCCGGCUUUGACAUGAGGAAUACCUCCACCAUCCACAGGUUGGGGCUGCUGGUUUGUUUCUACGAUGACCUGGAGCUGCUGGACGCGGCGGUGGCCCAAGUCCUCCUUCAUCAGAUGAUCAAGUGCAGCCACCUGAGGGGCUUCCAGGCUGGAGUUCAGAAGCUCAAAGCUGACCUCCUGGACAUCGCCACAGAGAACCAGACCCUCAAUGAGACUCUGGGCUCGUUGUCCGAUGCAGUUGUCGGUUUGACCCACAGUCAGUUGGAAUCCCUCUCCCCUGAGGCUGUGCAUGGCGCCAUCUCUACUCUCAACCAGGUCUCAGGCUGGGCCAAGAGCCAAGUCAACAUCUUGUCUGCCAAGUACUUGGCCCAUGAGAAGGUUCCAUCCUUCUACAAUGUCAGCCAGAUGGGCGUGCUGCUGGCGGGGGUGGGCACCCAGGCCUUCUACAGCAUGGACCGCAAGGACCUCGUGCAGGUCCUGAGAAGCACCGUCUCCCAGCACAUGUCCGACUUGUCCCCUGCCCAGCAGCAGGGUGUCCUCAGCAAGCUGAUGGAAGCAGGAGGUACUGCCCCAGGCAUUGUGGAGAUACAGGGGGCGUUCUUUAGGGAAGUGUCUCUCUUUGAUUUAUGGAGGGAACCUGGCUUCAACUCUACAGUCCUGAAAGAAAAGGAGCUUCGGAGAAGUCAGGCCUUGUUCCUGUAUGAGCUUCUGUUCAAGUCGACCAGAAGGCCCGAGGAGCUCCUGAGUGCUGGGCAGCUGGUCAAAGGUGUGACGUGCUUGCACAUUGAUGCCAUGAGCCCUGACUCUUUUCUGGCCCAUUUCCAGCAUUUCGAGAACAACUUCUCCUUGCUUUCACCGUAUCAGGUUAAUUGUUUGGCGUGGAAAUAUUGGGAAGUUUCCAGAUCGUCUAUGCCGCCUUUCCUGUUGGUUGCACUCCCGGCCCGCUACUUGGCUUCUGUCCCCACCUCCCAGUGUGUGCCCUUUCUGAUCAGCCUGGGGAAGACUCAGUUGGACUCCUUGGCUUUAGAUUUCCACAAAAAGAAUUCAGUCCUCAGGAAAGUACAGCAGUGCCUGGAUGACUCCAUUGCUGAUGAGUACACUGUGGACAUCGUGGGGAACUUACUGUGUCACUUGCCGGCGGCCGUCAUCAGCAGAGGGAUCUCCCCCAGGGCCUGGGCUACUGCUCUCCAUGGCCUCAAAGACUGCCCAGACCUCAGCCCCCCGCAGAAGGCUGCAGUGCGGCUCAGGCUCCUGGAGCAGUGUGGAGAGGAGUCCUCACUAAUUAGGCAGUCCUCCUUUAGAAGUGUCACCGAGGAUAGUGCGAUGCACUUCAUCGUGGGCACUCGUGGUCUGUCCUUACCUUACACAUUAGAAUCACCAGAGGAGACUCCAAAAAGGACUAGGAAAGGACUCCAACCCAGACCAACCGACUCAGAAUCUCUGGGGUUGGAGUUUCCUGAUAUCCUUCAACAAACGGCUUCCAAGUUGACUGGGACCCUGCUCCCUAAAGGCUUCCUCUGGGCUGUCUUUGAAUCUAUUCGGAACAGCAGUGACGAGAGCCUCAGCUCUGACCCCAUCCCUGGCUGCCAUGGCGUCGUGGCUCCCUCUUCAGACGACAUCUUCAGGUUGGCCGAGGCCAAUGCCUGCUGGGCCCCUGAGGACCUGCUCUGCAUGGAGGAUGACACGUUCCUCAGGAAUGUGGAGCGGCUGGGGGCGGUCAGGGGGUUCAGCCAGGCUCAGCUGAUGGCCCUGAAGGAGAAGGCACUACAGGUUUGGGACAUGCCUUCUUUCUGGAGGGAACACCAGAUUGUCUCCCUGGGACGCAUCGCCCUGGCCCUGAGUGAGAGUGAGCUGGAGCAGCUGGAUCUCAGCUCCAUAGACACUGUGGCUUCUCUGAGCCAGCAGGCAGAAUGGAGCCCAGAACAGGCUAAAUCCAUUCUACAAGGAUUCCUGGAGGAUUCAGGCUAUAGUAUCCAGGAUCUGAAGAGUUUUCAUUUAGUAGGACUCGGUGCCACUCUGUGUGCUAUUAAUGUCACUGAAAUCCCACUUAUAAAGAUCUCAGAAUUCAGGUUGGUGAUUGCCAGAAUUGGGACCCUCCUCUGUAGCACCCGUGUGUUGGCUGAGUUUAAAAGGAAGGCAGAAGUUGUGUUUGGCGUUCCCACUAAGUGGACCAGCUCUGUUUUGCAGGAGCUUGGGACCAUAGCAGCUGGAUUAACUAAAGCAGAGCUCCGAAUGCUCAACAAGGAUUUGAUGCCAUAUUUCCAGCCAUCAGCAAUAAAGUGCCUUCCUGAUGAGAUAUUCAAAGAGCUGUCUCCAGAGCAGAUCGCCUUCCUGGGACCUGAGAAUGCCGCGGCGGUGACCCACACCCAGCGUCGCCAGCUCAGCAUGUUGCAGCUGCAGAGCCUCCAGCGGGCGCUAGAUGGAGCCAAGACUCACUCCUGGCUGGACGCUCCCGGGAGCGCCAGCCCCACCCGAACCCCUUCCUCCCCUUCUCCCGCAGGAGCGGCAGUCUCAUGGGGUCUUUGGCUUGGCUGCCCCCUGCUGGUUCUAAUGGCCAAGCCCCUGUGGUGA
Messenger RNA from Tupaia belangeri chinensis (Chinese tree shrew), 3513 nucleotides. RefSeq names its product otoancorin (gene OTOA). Gene Ontology annotation, cellular component: cell surface. The record is from RefSeq and is a predicted model, not a curated record. NCBI's taxonomy places the organism in Eukaryota, Metazoa, Chordata, Mammalia, Scandentia, Tupaiidae. The transcript is spliced from 29 exons. Gene Ontology annotation, biological process: cell-matrix adhesion. The coding region runs from base 1 to 3513 and encodes 1170 amino acids.